Molecule: messenger RNA, 1124 nt
Organism: Nanorana parkeri
Lineage: Eukaryota; Metazoa; Chordata; Amphibia; Anura; Dicroglossidae
Product: acyl-CoA desaturase-like
Exons: 7
Biological process (GO): response to fatty acid; unsaturated fatty acid biosynthetic process
Cellular component (GO): endoplasmic reticulum membrane
Molecular function (GO): iron ion binding; stearoyl-CoA 9-desaturase activity; palmitoyl-CoA 9-desaturase activity
Source: RefSeq, a predicted model, not a curated record
AAGAAGAGCAGCAGCCAUAACCGGAGCCAGCACAGACCAGAUUUAUCCCGUUAAAAUCAUGUAUCGAGGGAGUCAGACUGUGAGUACAUGUGUGGAAAAGCCCACUGUAACUGCUGAGGAUAUUGGAGCAGACCGUGAAAUGAUGGAUGAUAUCUUUGACACUACGUAUCGCGAAAAGACAGGUCCCAAACCUCCCAUGCAAAUAGUAUGGAGAAAUGUCAUACUAAUGACUUUACUACAUCUGUCGGCACUACAUGGGGUCUUCCUUAUACCAUCAGCAAAGCCUCUUACCUUGGUUUGGGCCACAUUGUGCUUCAUGGCGAGUGCUCUUGGAGUGACAGCUGGUGCCCACCGCCUCUGGAGUCACCGAUCCUAUAAAGCCAAGCUGCCCCUGAAGAUACUUCUGGCAGUUGCAAAUACUAUGGCAUUUCAGGUAAACAUUUUAUACAUUCGCUGUAGGGAAAAUUGGAAAAAUGAAGCAAUCACCACAGCAGGAUAAAAUUACAAUACAGGACGAGGCUUCUUCUUCUCACAUAUUGGAUGGCUUCUUGUGCGAAAACACCCAGAUGUGAUAGAAAAGGGUAAAAAGCUUGAUUUAGGCGAUCUUCAAGCAGACAAAGUGGUGAUGUUUCAGAGAAGGCAUUACAAGAAACUCAUUCUGCUGAUGUGCUUUAUCGUUCCCACUGUGGUUCCUUGGUAUUUCUGGGGUGAAUCUCUGUACAAUGCAAUAUACGUACCCUGUCUCUUACGCUAUGCUUUGGUGCUUAAUGCAACAUGGCUUGUGAACAGUGCAGCUCAUAUGUUUGGAAACCGGCCAUAUGACAAGAACAUCAACCCAAGGGAGAAUAAAUUUGUUGCUAUAGGAGCAAUUGGUGAAGGCUUCCAUAAUUAUCAUCACACAUUCCCUUAUGACUAUUCUAGCAGUGAGUUUGGAAUCCGAUACAAUCUCACUACAUGCUUUAUAGAUCUAAUGUGCUCCUUGGGCCUUGCCAGCGACUGCAAGAAAGUCUCCAUAGACACUAUCAAAGCUCGACGGCUGCGUACUGGAGAUGGAAGCCAUAGGAGUGGCUGAAUACUGGGAAAAGAAUGACCGUUCUCAAUAUGUUUUAACACACAAAAACAAA